GCGCGCACGCGCGAGCCCGGGAGGAGGCUCCCGAGCGAGUCGGUCCUGGCGGCGCAGCCCGCUCCCCCGCGCCCUAUGUGAGGGACUCGGGGAGGCCAGCGGCGCGCAGGGGAGGGCGAGGCAUGUGCACGGGCCGGGGGGUGCUGCAGCCGCCCGAGGAAGAGGAGGACGGCGGCGGCGGCGGCGAGGAGGAGAGCGGGGGACUCGCGGCGGCGGGCCCGGGCCGCGGGGAUGCAGCGGACUGUGUGUGUCUGGCUGUAGCUGACGCGAGGCGGCGAGGAGGCGCCGGAGACCCGCGAGAGGGGCGACCGGGAGGCGGCGGCGGUCGGGAGAAGUAGCAGGACGGGCGGCGGCGGCGGCGGCGGCGGAGACAGCAGCCCUGAGAUGCAUUUUCUUCUCCAGCGGCCAUGUUAACCAGGAAACCUUCGGCCGCCGCUCCCGCCGCCUACCCGACCGGCCGAGGAGGGGACAGCGCCGUUCGUCAGCUUCAGGCUUCCCCGGGGCUCGGUGCGGGGGCUCCCCGGAGCGGAGUGGGGACCGGCCCGCCCUCCCCGAUCGGCCUGCCGCCUCUCCGGGCCAGCAACGCUGCCGCCGCAGCCCACACGAUUGGCGGCAGUAAGCACACAAUGAAUGAUCACUUACACGUCGGCAGCCACGGCCACGGACAGAUCCAGGUUCAGCAGCUGUUCGAGGAUAACAGUAACAAGCGGACAGUGCUCACGACACAACCCAAUGGGCUCACCACGGUGGGGAAGGCGGGCUUGCCGGUGGUGCCCGAGCGGCAGCUGGAGAGCAUCCACAGACGGCAGGGCAGCUCCACGUCUCUGAAAUCUAUGGAAGGCCUGGGGAAGGCGAAAGCCACCCCCCUGACCCCUGAACAAGCAAUGAAGCAAUACGUGCAAAAACUAACCACCUUCGAGCACCAUGAGAUUUUCAGCUACCCCGAAAUCUAUUUCUUGGGUCCAAAUGCAAAGAAGCGCCAGGGCAUGACGGGCGGGCCCAACAACGGGGGCUAUGACGAUGACCAGGGAUCCUACGUGCAGGUGCCCCACGAUCACGUGGCUUACAGGUACGAGGUCCUCAAGGUCAUCGGGAAGGGAAGCUUCGGGCAGGUGGUCAAGGCCUAUGACCACAAAGUCCACCAGCACGUGGCCCUGAAGAUGGUGCGGAAUGAGAAGCGGUUCCACCGGCAGGCGGCGGAGGAGAUCCGAAUCCUGGAGCACCUGCGGAAGCAGGACAAGGACAACACCAUGAACGUCAUCCACAUGCUGGAGAACUUCACCUUUCGGAAUCACAUCUGCAUGACGUUCGAGCUGCUGAGCAUGAACCUGUACGAGCUCAUCAAGAAGAAUAAGUUCCAGGGCUUCAGCCUGCCUUUGGUUCGCAAGUUUGCCCACUCGAUUCUGCAGUGCUUGGAUGCUUUGCACAAGAACAGAAUCAUUCACUGUGACCUUAAGCCCGAGAACAUUCUAUUAAAGCAGCAGGGUAGAAGCGGUAUUAAAGUGAUCGAUUUCGGCUCCAGUUGUUACGAGCAUCAGCGUGUGUACACAUACAUUCAGUCCCGUUUUUACCGGGCUCCGGAAGUGAUCCUUGGCGCCAGAUACGGCAUGCCCAUCGACAUGUGGAGCCUGGGUUGCAUUUUAGCAGAGCUCCUGACUGGUUACCCCCUCUUGCCUGGGGAAGAUGAAGGGGACCAGCUGGCUUGUAUGAUUGAACUCUUGGGCAUGCCCUCUCAGAAACUGCUGGAUGCAUCCAAACGAGCCAAAAAUUUUGUGAGCUCCAAGGGUUAUCCCCGUUACUGCACUGUCACGACUCUGUCAGACGGCUCUGUGGUUCUCAACGGAGGCCGUUCCCGGCGGGGGAAACUGAGGGGCCCACCCGAGAGCAGGGAGUGGGGGAAUGCACUGAAGGGAUGUGACGAUCCCCUUUUCCUUGACUUCUUAAAACAGUGUUUAGAAUGGGAUCCUGCGGUUCGCAUGACCCCUGGCCAGGCUUUACGGCAUCCCUGGCUGAGGAGGCGGCUGCCAAAGCCUCCAACGGGGGAGAAGACAUCCGUGAAGAGGAUAACCGAGAGCACUGGUGCUAUCACAUCCAUCUCCAAGUUACCUCCACCUUCCAGCUCAGCUUCCAAACUGAGGACUAAUUUGGCACAGAUGACAGAUGCCAAUGGGAAUAUUCAGCAGAGGACAGUGUUGCCAAAACUCGUUAGCUGAGCUGAGUCCCCUGAUGCUGGUAAUCUGAAAGAUGCGACAUUGCUGAGCCUUACCGGGUUGAAAAGGAGUAGCUCAGACCUGUUUUUAUUUGCUCAAUAACUCAACUCAUUUGUAUCUUUUCAGCACUUAUUUUAAUGUAAGAAAGUUGUUCAUUUUGUUUUUAUAAAAUACAUGGGGACAAUGCUUUAAGUUUUUAUACUUCCUGAAACUGUUUUUGUGUUCUAAAAGUAUGAUGAGCCUUACUGUUAUCUAGUGUGGCAGAGUAAUAAACAUCAGUGGCAGGCCAUUGAUUACUUCGUGACUGCUGCGCAUUUACAGAUUGGUGUCAAAGACAUUCACUGUUUCUGUGGUUCAUAGUAGAUUCUCCCCGAGGUGACUGCCCCCGCAGGGCCCCCUCCUCCCUCCAUGCUCCAGGUUCACGCACAGGUGUAGCAGGUCCUGCCUCCAUUUCCCAUAAGUCAUGUGGGCGGUAGUGAGGGUGGGAGAAGGGUCAGGACGACAAUGAUACUCUAAGAAGAACUGCACCUUAAGAGAUUUUUUUUUCCCUUAAACCAGUGGUCAAACAGACACGACCUUCCCAAGGUUUUAAAUGCCCACUUGGCAUUCUGACUUUCUAAAAGCUGCCCAAGCACACCUGGUGGAUAAAUGGAAACGUGUGUGUUCCUUCAAAUUCUCUAAUAUGAUCAGCAAGCUGUUUUGUAAAGAAGCCUCAGAUCAUGGACUUGGUUUUGCACCUAAAUAUAGAAAUGUAUUCCAUGAACUGUUCCUCCUCUUUGCUUUCCUCCUCUCUGUUCCUCUUUUACCACACAUCUGUUGCUUGCAUUCAGGUUUUUUUUUUUUUCCCUUCCUUCAAAUAUAUAUCCCAGACUGUUAAUACAGAAGAGAGACAUUUCAGCUGUGAUUAUGACCAUUGUUUCAUAUCCCAGUUUAAAAAAAGAACAGCAGCCUAGCUACUUAAGGUGGGGAUUUCCAUAGUUCCAGAGAAGGUUUAGCAAAUUAGAGUGACUUCACACUUUUCAGGUGCCACUGUAAGGUUCUCUUAGCCUGGGAAAGCAUCAACUCUUUCUUUAAAAAGAAAGAAGGUUGAAAACCCUCUUGCUGAACAGAAGGCAUUGUGACUGUUCAAUGAGUCCGAUUUUAACAACAAAUUUAAAGGAGGAGAAGCUCAAUCUCCAGUUAAAUGGUUUGACUUAUUUGCAUCAUUAGAAAAAUCACAAAUUGCAUUCCUCUGUCUUCCUUUUGGAUUGCACUGAUUGUUUUUGUGGGAAUGACACUUUACCUGGGAAAGUAACUGAGAGUUAGGUAAAAGAAUAUUUUCGUCUCCGAAUAAUAAUUAUUUUCAAAGUGAAAAAUUCAGUAUUUUAUCACUAAUGUAUGAGCAGUGGUAUUUAUCAAUUUCAAGGCACGUGGAAGAAAUUUUUUAGUAUGUGCAAUUUAAUAUAGAAUGAUUUUUGCCUGUUUGGGUAAUGGGUUUUGGGUAGUAUAAAUUAGGAUAAAUACUCUUUUAUAUGCACAGAUAUUAUUGUAUUGCCUGUAAAUUGAUUUACAAGUACUUAAAGCAUGGUCCCCGGCGAGGCCAAGAAAGUUUCGGUUAAGUUCUUUAAAUAUUAGUCCUACAGUUUCUCUUACUUAGAAAGGAAAAAAAAGAAAAAAAUUAGUUUUUGGAACAAAACACUUACCUUGAGGCUUUGUCAGUUGUUGGUGGAGAAAAACGCUCAGGAAAUAUUACAGAUAUUUGCCAAAAAAACGCAGUAAUACGUUUAGCUUAUUAAUAAGAUAGUGAUGUUGUUAUUUGCUUUACUGUUUAAGGGUGUCAUUGAUAAUUUAAUUUGUACUUCUGUAUUUAGAAAUGAGAGCUUCUUUCCCCUAGUCAAAUUCUUUAGCAUAUCGUAUACAUUUCUGUGUCAUCUGUGGAAGUGCAAUAAUAUGGUCGUAAGUUGCUUUUUAAAGGAUGCUCAUAUGUGACAAUACCCCCAAUCAGUGGCUUAUAGAAUUUAAAGAUUGUGUAUUUAUUAUUGAAAUUCUGGCUUAAAGGCAUAACACGUGUAAGACUUGGUAUGGUGGGCUUUGUAAAACCAUAAGCCUCUGAAUGAUGGUUCGCUUCUUGAGGUCAGUAAAAUAAAAACAUAAAGGCUGUUUUUCCCUUGCAAGACUCCUCUUCCAUACCCAUCCUCAUCUUCACAUUUAGGUUUACAUGAACCUGAGCCUGCCAUUAAUAGAAGAAACAUCCCUUUAAAAUACAUGUGAAAAUUUGUAGAUGGACUAAUACUGCUUGUCUUUACCCCACCACAUAAAACUGGUUCUUAAGAUGCCAAUAGUGCAUUUGUGACUAUAUUCACAAAUGUAACCGGAAACUUUUAAGCCAAACUAUAAGUGCAGCACUAUGCACCCCCACACCCCAAAUACAGUGAAAUUUACUUCAUUCACAAGAGCCACCAUGUUCAGUGUUUAGUGACAGGGCUGCUUUGAAAAAAAUUCUAGCUUAAUUACGAUGUCCAAAAAAGAAAAAAAAAAAUGUUGUAUCUCUGUGAUCUUAAAUGAAGGGCUCUAAUAGGCUACUAGGAGUUGGCUUGGAAACAGUCCUUGGUCUCACAGGUUACCAUUGUCUAGGGAUGUCUGAGCUGUUUUCAGAUUUCAGACUAGCACGGUGUCUUGUCUUUGGUUGCAGUCUCAUCUCCGUUCCUCGUCCCUCCACAGUGCGCAUGACCACAUCAGGGCGUUGUACGACAGUGGAACAGCACAGUGAUGCUGGACAGUGUAGAUCAACCGUAGAGGAGAAGUUGUGCCCUUAGUGUUAACAAUGUGCCUUUUGUUCCGAAUGCCAUGUUGUAGGGCAUGCAUUUUUUGGCCUCUUUAACUCUUUUGAAUACCAGGUGGUGAGGAUGGAACCCACCUCUGCAGAGAUAUAUCUGUCUUAAAUAUCUAGUUACUUACAGGCCUUAAUAGAAACCAUAAGGCGUGACUCAUCAUCAGGCAGUGAGAAAGGUAACCACCGGUUAGUUACACGGGAAAUGCCUAUGUUUAAGGGGUUAAAGAUGGUCUUUGUUGUAUCUUUUAACAUCAGACUGAUUUUUUAAAUGAUAUUUUUUUGUUAUGCUAACACUAGACAAAAAUCAACUGUAUUUGUAAAAAUUUACCUCAAACCAUUUAAUUUUAUAGUGUGAUUAAUCCCAGGGCAUUUGGUAUGAACCAAAGUGCAUUCCUUUUCUAUGUGCCUGGCUCUAGUACGGAUGGCCAGGGAUUUUUACAAUUUGGGUGCAAGGCACUUAAGCCACUUUUAAACUUAAUGCGUGGUUGGGAGUCGUGUUCAAGGACUCCAUCAGGAGGUUAGGCAACACUUCAGGCAUCAGUAGCAUUGGGCCAUAUUGGAAUCUUAAAGGUGUGAAUUAUUUUAAAGAGAGCAUUCAUUUUUGUAAUUUUUUUCAUCAAGAAUAUUUCUGGUAAGCAGAAGACUUUAAAAAAAAAAAACUGAUUUGGUUGGUAAAGGUUUUAAUAUCGCCCAACAUAAUGCUGUGGUAGCAUUUAAAAAAAAAAAAAGUAUUUGUCAACUCUAUUUCUUAGGGGCUUGUACAUCUCUCUGCUAUGGACAUAUAUAAAAUUAAUUGUAAUUAUACUCAGCUCAACUGCUACAGUUAUGUCUAGGCAGUGGCUUGGGUUUUUAUCGAGCAACAACUUAGACACGUGACUGUAAUAUGCUGCAACUGUGUGUACUGAAAAUAUGUGAAAAUGGUUGAAUGUGGACUGUGUAUAUAUGUAUGUAAACAUUUCUGUGAGAUGCUGCUGUCGCCACUUAACAUGAAAUAUGUUCUGGUGGAUUUUAAUCCUAGUGGCCAGUUCUAUGAUACUGUAUGUAUUGUACAGCUGAAGACAGGAGUAAGACUGUUCAGUGAAUAUUUGUUACAUUUUAUUGUCGUGGCCAGAGAUAAUUUCAGAAUAAAAAUUUAAUGUCCUA
This is a messenger RNA of Neomonachus schauinslandi (Hawaiian monk seal), 6165 nucleotides long. RefSeq names its product dual specificity tyrosine phosphorylation regulated kinase 2 (gene DYRK2). Gene Ontology annotation, molecular function: ATP binding; protein serine/threonine/tyrosine kinase activity; protein serine/threonine kinase activity. Lineage: Eukaryota; Metazoa; Chordata; Mammalia; Carnivora; Phocidae. Gene Ontology annotation, cellular component: nucleus. The coding region runs from base 408 to 2213 and encodes 601 amino acids. The record is from RefSeq and is a predicted model, not a curated record. The transcript has 3 exons. Gene Ontology annotation, biological process: peptidyl-serine phosphorylation; peptidyl-threonine phosphorylation.